CGCUGCAGCAAAAUUUCGGCUGCUGUCACGUCAUUGGGUCCGGUCCAUGUCCGAGGAAAACGACCUAGGGACCCAAUCACUCACUCACUCACUCACACCACACCACAUCAAUUUUGAUCCGCGGACACCACUGCUACACUCUCACCCUUUUCUUUCACUUCUCACUCUCUUUUCACACGUCAAGGACCACAUACCUACUUCCCUUACCCAUCCGCCACCGGCCUUCCCAGUCGCCCGCCAUGUCCUCCCCCGCAGAGUGCCGCAUCCUCGUCUUCGCCUCCGGCAACGGCUCCAACUUCCAGGCGCUCGUCGACGCCCUGGCCGCCGGCAACAUCCCCAACGCGCGCAUCACCCGCCUGAUCGUGAACAGGGGCAAGGCGUACGCGACGACGCGCGCCGAGAAGGCCGGGAUCCCUUGGGAGUACUACAACCUGAUCUCGCACGGCUUCCAGGAGCGCGGUGAGACGGACCCGGAGAAGUUGCAGGAGGCGCGCAACAAGUACGAUGCUGCCCUGGCCGAGAAGGUGCUCGCGCUGGAUGAGAAGACGGAAAGGCCGCAUCUGAUUGUACUCGCCGGGUGGAUGUAUAUCUUUGGCAAGCACUUUUUGGCGCCCAUCGCGGAAAGGGGGAUCAAGGUCAUUAACUUGCAUCCGGCGCUUCCUGGCAAAUAUGACGGUACACACGCCAUUGACAGGGCGUACGCCGACUUCCAGGCUGGAAAGCUGGAGAACAACAAGACCGGCAUCAUGGUGCACUAUGUAAUCGAGGCCGUUGACCAGGGUGCGCCCGUCCUUGUGCGCGAGAUCGAGUGCCGUGAGGGUGAGAGCCUGGAGCAGCUAGAGGAGAGGAUACACUCCCAUGAGCAUUCUCUCAUUGUUGAAGCCACCGCCAAGAUUGCCGGCGAGAUCAUCGCCUCUCAGCAGGCGCAAAAAUGAUUUGGUGUCGGCAGCUUCAAUGAGGAUGUGGUAUGGCAAUGAUGAAAGACGACAAGGAAAUAGACACGAAAACACCGGCAUGACACGAGGACCUGGGCCAUGUUCAACAUCACAGGCUCAACCGCAUAGAUGUGCAAAUCGACAGGGCAAAUAAGGUUUCGAACGGAAAGGACUACGCGUUGGAUGGAUACUAAACAGACCAAGGGGUUUAUGCAUUUCAACACUAAAUAUACCUAGUACAGGGUACCGGGAGACCGGCGUGAUGACAUGAACUACGCUUCAAGGCUUCCCUGAAAGGUCAGAACGGAGACGGGCGUUCAAGAUGAAGGACACUUUUCCGCGGCGAUGUUCUGGAUCGUGGGCCAAAAAGCCAAAACAUCCAUGUCGCAAUCAAAAAACGAUGAGUCAGAAGAGGACAGGGAUGGUUGUUCGAGCUGGCCACAAAGCACAAAAAACAUACAACACCAGGGAUUCGCUGGUCGUCACCGACCCAACUACUAGUCUGGCCCUCACUGGCUUAUCUAUGGGAGAGCGGACGGGAUCCCGAGUUCUCCAGUGGGUAUGGUCGUAUGUGAUCGACAUGAACGAGGAAUAGGUUUAAGUAUGUGUAUUUGACAAAAGCAAGACGGCUGUUGUCUGCGAUCUCUUCAAUGUGGGUUCCGUGAAACACCCCUUUUUAGUGUAAACAAUCGAGGAUCCACAAACCGAUACGGCCACUGACAUAGUACUUCUAUGAUCCCAACCCAGGGAUGUUGACUGA
Neurospora crassa OR74A is the source of this 1695-nucleotide messenger RNA. RefSeq names its product phosphoribosylglycinamide formyltransferase (gene ad-9). Gene Ontology annotation, molecular function: phosphoribosylglycinamide formyltransferase activity. Gene Ontology annotation, biological process: 'de novo' IMP biosynthetic process. Gene Ontology annotation, cellular component: cytoplasm. NCBI's taxonomy places the organism in Eukaryota, Fungi, Ascomycota, Sordariomycetes, Sordariales, Sordariaceae. The coding region runs from base 240 to 935 and encodes 231 amino acids. The transcript has 2 exons. The record is from RefSeq and is a predicted model, not a curated record.